Messenger RNA from Yamadazyma jaroonii, 753 nucleotides. NCBI's taxonomy places the organism in Eukaryota, Fungi, Ascomycota, Pichiomycetes, Serinales, Debaryomycetaceae. The record is from the annotation of a GenBank genome assembly.
AUGGCUGAUAGAUAUUCAUUUUCAUUAACCACAUUCUCACCAAGUGGGAAAUUAGUUCAAAUUGAAUAUGCUUUGAAUGCAGUUAAACAAGGGGUAACUACCAUUGGUAUAAAAUCCACCAAUGGGGUAGUUUUAGCUACUGAACGUAAAGCUAAUUCCAAUCUUAUUAAUAAUGACACCAAUACUAAAGUUGAAUUAAUUACACCUGAUAUUGGUAUGACAUAUUCAGGUAUGGGACCUGAUUUCAGAGUUCUUGUUGAUAAAGCUAGAAAAUUGGCUCAUACAAAUUAUUUACGAGUUUAUAAUGAAUACCCUCCAGUGAAGAUUUUAGUACAAGAAAUUGCUAAAGUAAUGCAAGAAUCUACUCAAAGUGGUGGUAUAAGACCUUUUGGAGUAUCAUUGUUAGUAGGAGGUUACGAUCCACACUCAGAAGUAUUUCAAUUAUAUCAAGUUGAUCCUUCAGGUAGUUAUUUCCCUUGGAAAGCUACUGCUAUUGGUAAAACAUCUAUUUCAGCUAAAACUUUCUUAGAAAAAAGAUGGAAUGAAAAUUUAGAAUUAGAAGAUGCUAUUCAUGUUGCCCUUUUAGCUUUAAAGGAAUCAGUUGAUGGAGAAUUAAAUGGUGAAAAUUUAGAUAUAGCAGUUAUAAGUGAACCCCAAGAGGAAGCUUUAGGUUUCAAAGGUACUAACGUUCCUGGUCCAAGAUUUAAAAAAUUAACUCCUGAAGAAAUUAACGAUAGAUUAGAUUCUUUAUAA